AUGGUGGCGGGCUGUUGGUGGCUGGAGCCAGUCUUUUUGACUGUUUCUGCGCUCAGUGUCUACGAGAAUGUGGUUGUCGUGUCCAUUCAGUACCGGCUAGGAAUUCUGGGAUUUUUCAGCAGUACCGGAGAUGAUGAGCUACCUGGUAAUCUGGGCUUCCUGGACCAGUUUGCGGCCCUCUAUUGGGUGCAGGAUAACAUCGCUGAUUUCGGGGGCGAUCGGCACUCUGUCACCAUAUUUGGGGAGUCCGCCGGGGGAGUCAGUGUCUCAGCUUUGGUAAGAUUUCCACUUGCCAACUAA
Staurois parvus is the source of this 300-nucleotide messenger RNA. NCBI's taxonomy places the organism in Eukaryota, Metazoa, Chordata, Amphibia, Anura, Ranidae. The record is from the annotation of a GenBank genome assembly.